AUGCGGGAGGCAUUCGUGGGUGGGAGUUGGCGUUACUUCUCCUUGCCUAUUCUCGAGUGUUCGUCUUCAUCUCUAUCUGUCUACCUUUGUGUUGCUGGUGGGCUGUGGGAGGUAGGUGAGCGCUCACAAGAGAAACUUUGCCCAAGGGUGUCGGCGACGGUGACGGUGAUGCUCUUCAGUGUCGUUCCCCUUCUUGGAGGCGUCACCUGGGAUAUUCUCCUCCUCCUUGGGCUCGAGAUGUUUAUUCUUGAACAACAGUGUGCAAUGUGGGACCACAUCAGCAGCAAGCCGCCGGCGCGCACGGGCGCCAUCUACGAGCCGCAACACCGGCAGCCGCUGCCCGCGGGAGCCCUGGCGGCAUUCGUCGCAUGCGUUUGGCCGUACCUCGUGCUUGCAUGGAACACCUUGGUGGACGUCAUCUUCUUUGCUGCGACGAUUGUGUUUCUGAGAGACCCGAACACGCUCUUCAGACGCGCGGACAGUGAAAUUACGUUGAACCCCCGCAGGCGCUUCGUGCACCGGAGCCUUAGCUUGGACGACGUCAAGUUCAUCAAGAAUGCCAUGAACUGCACUGUUAAUGAUGUGCUAGUCGGAGUCACUUCUGCUGCUCUAUCACAAUAUUACUUUCGUAAGUCUGGUAAGAGAUGUACAUUCUGACAAUUUGUUGUUUUUACUGUACAUGUUUGUGC
Molecule: messenger RNA, 689 nt
Organism: Triticum aestivum (bread wheat)
Lineage: Eukaryota; Viridiplantae; Streptophyta; Magnoliopsida; Poales; Poaceae
Product: wax ester synthase/diacylglycerol acyltransferase 7-like
Exons: 4
Coding region: 1-657 (218 amino acids)
Biological process (GO): triglyceride biosynthetic process
Cellular component (GO): plasma membrane
Source: RefSeq, a predicted model, not a curated record